AUGGCGAACACCGCAAUCCACAAAUCUUCAAUGGCAUGGAACAGUGCGCACUCGCAUAUGACGCAUACAGAGUACUCGUCGGGGGCAUCGCCACUGACGAAGCUCGUGAUCUUCGGGUACGGCACCAGACGCGAAAACGGUCGAGGGCAUCGACGGGGAGUCUUCUGUACUCGUCUAGUGCGUGUACAGAGCGAUGCAGCAACAGUUCAAGCGCCGGAGGGCAGUACUCGUACGAGGAAGCACGCUGGAGACAAGGCAGCAUCUGACCAUAGUCGGGUGUGA
Molecule: messenger RNA, 282 nt
Organism: Cyanidioschyzon merolae strain 10D
Lineage: Eukaryota; Rhodophyta; Bangiophyceae; Cyanidiales; Cyanidiaceae
Exons: 1
Coding region: 1-282 (93 amino acids)
Source: RefSeq, a predicted model, not a curated record